This is a messenger RNA of Neltuma alba, 1521 nucleotides long. Its product is annotated as receptor-like cytosolic serine/threonine-protein kinase RBK1. Gene Ontology annotation, biological process: protein phosphorylation. The coding region runs from base 54 to 1493 and encodes 479 amino acids. Gene Ontology annotation, molecular function: ATP binding; protein kinase activity. The transcript is spliced from 6 exons. The record is from RefSeq and is a predicted model, not a curated record. Lineage: Eukaryota; Viridiplantae; Streptophyta; Magnoliopsida; Fabales; Fabaceae.
UUUUCAUUGGUUAUACAGAGAAGGUAUAGAAGAGAAAGUAAUCAAAACCAGAAAUGGACUCAUUAGAGAAGCAGAGAGAGUUUGCCGGCGACGAUCAGGCGUCGCCGAGAGGUAUACUGGAAAUCCCUGUUUCAGGCACAGAAUCUGAUCACAGCGGAAGCAGCAGCAUCUACAGCUCAAGCUCGCCGGAGAAGUCGUCGGAGGCGGAGAGAGUGAACGUGAGGGAAGGGUUGGGACAGCCAUGGAAGGCGAUGAUGGAGUCGUUCAAGAAGAAGUCAGCGCAGAGAAUAUCGGCGAUUUCAUUACUUACAGCAAGCUACGAGAUGUCAAGGAAAAGCUUGAGGAAGAGGAGAAUGGAACGGAUUCGAAGCGCAGAAGAGGGAAUCAAUCUGGGAGCCAUACCCACAAAGCCUUCAUGGAGGAACUUCGAUUACGCAGAGUUACAAGCAGCAACCGACGAUUUCAAUCCAGAGAACCUGAUUGGACAAGGUGGGCAUGCUGAAGUCUACAGAGGACGUUUACCGGAUGGUCAACUCGUGGCAGUGAAGAGGCUAAUGAAGAAAGAGAAAGAAAAUGAGGACAGGGCGGGUGAUUACUUAUCAGAGCUAGGCAUUAUUGCCCACAUAACCCACCCAAAUGCUGUGCGUUUGAUAGGAUUUGGGGUCAACAAUGGUCUCUACUUUGUCUUGCAAUUAGCCCCACAUGGCAGCCUUUCUUCUCUGCUAUUUGGUUCUGAAUGCUUGGAGUGGAAGACAAGGUUCAAGGUAGCUAUUGGUGUGGCACAGGGCUUGCAAUACCUGCAUCAUGAUUGCCAAAGAAGAAUCAUUCACAGAGACAUCAAGGCCUCCAACAUAUUACUAAACGAAAAUUACGAAGCUGAGAUUUCAGAUUUUGGACUCGCGAAAUGGCUGCCAGAGAAGUGGACUCAUCAUGUUGUCUUCCCAAUAGAAGGCACAUUCGGGUCAGUAUUGUUAGCUUCAGGUUUUCUACAUCUUAUUACCACUGUCAACUCAUUUUAUGACGCACUGGAUCCAUCCAUCUUCAGGUAUUUGGCUCCAGAGUAUUUUAUGCAUGGAAUUGUGGAUGAAAAGACUGAUGUGUUCGCCUUUGGGGUUUUGCUGCUGGAACUCAUUACAGGUCGUCGAGCAGUUGAUUCAUGCAGCAAGCAAAGUUUGGUCCUCUGGGCAAAACCACGACUAGAAGCACACAGUGUGAAGGAAUUAGUAGACCCACGAUUAGAAGAAGCUUAUGAUUCCAUUGAAUUGAAGAGGACCAUGCUUACUGCUUCCAUGUGUCUCCACCAUUCAUCUUCCCACCGGCCAUACAUGAAACAGGUUGUGCAGCUGCUGAAGGGUGAAGAGGGAAUCGUUGAUGUUAAGCAGAAGUCAGUACCGACAAGAUCCAUCUUGUUAGAUGCCAGCGACCUCGAAGAAUAUACUUGCUCUACUUACUUGAACGAUCUCAAUCGUCAUAGGCAACUAGUCAUGGAGUGAUCAUGCCUAAUCGCUGUGCUCUCUUUGA